Molecule: messenger RNA, 3132 nt
Organism: Nylanderia fulva
Lineage: Eukaryota; Metazoa; Arthropoda; Insecta; Hymenoptera; Formicidae
Source: RefSeq, a predicted model, not a curated record
UAAACAAAGAAGUAAAUGAAAUAUAUAUAUAUAUAUAUUUUUUUUUAACAAUGCAAGAAAACUCUCGUCUGUACAUAAAAAGAAAAUAAUGUGCCUUAGGAAUGAUUAGAAUUAUAUGAAAUGUACAUAAAUAUAAAAGGCACAAAGAGAAUCACGCAAAGAAAAUCUUUGGUUUAACAUUAGUCUUAAUGGCUAUAAUUCUCAUUUAAAACUAUUUGCUUUAAUGUCAGUACUUGACACUUCAAAGGAUACAGCAGAGUUUUCUCGAUCGGGGUUUUUUCAAUACAGCUUUAAUAGCUUCCAUAAAGACUUCCUCGAGACCCUCCUGCUUUAUAGCGGAACAUUCGACAUAUUUAACUGCUUUGAUUCUUUUUCUCAUUUUGUUGCAGUCUCGCGAACUGAUAAUAUCCAUAGUUUCUUGAGUCCUGAGAUCUCCCUUGGUACCUAAUAAUAACAAAAUAAUAACAAAAUGAAAUAACUAAUUGUAAGUGAACUUUUUCGACAUAGUUGAAUUUGUUCAUUAUAUAAAUGAUACGUGCAAAGGAAGCAUAAGAAGUAUUUAUAAUUUGUAAUAACAAUAAGGAUUUAAACACAUGUAGAAGACGAUUGAAAAGCUAUGGGGAAAGAUUUGUUCUGAUUAUUAUCAUACAAAAUAAUCUUUUAUUUUUAUUGUAUGUGUAUGUAUUUACCCACGAGUAUAAUCGGCACAUUGGGACAGUGUAGUUUGAGUUCCGGAUGCCAUAUACUCGCUACAUUUUCGAAGGAGCUACGACCACUUAUGGAGAAACAGAUCAGGAAACAGUCAGUCUACAAAAGAGAAGAAUAAUUACAAGAUUAUGCAACACAUUCGAAGAGAAGUUUUUUUUCGAAGAAUAUCAUAUAUAUAUCAUAUAUAUAUAUAUAUAUAUAUAUAUAUAUAUAUAUAUAUAAUAAUCAAAAGAUGAAUCUUCUUGAAUUGAAGUCAUUGAAAACACUCCAAUUAUCACGCACGUUUGGAUACGAUAGCGGCCUAAGUCGCUCGUAAUCUUCUUGACCAGCUGUAUCCCAUAAUGUCAUUUCAAAUUGCUGUCCACCCACACAUAUGUUAUCGACGUAGUUAUCAAAACUGAAAAAAAGAUACAUCAAAUUAUAAUUUAAAGUGACCCAAAUAGCAAACUGACGUUAUUAAAUGUUAAAAUGAUGUCAUUUUCUACCUGGAGAAAUACAUAUCAAUCGAAGAAAUUACGAUUAUUCAUGAAAUUCAAAUUAAAAUGAAAUAUAAUGAAACAUUAUUUACUUUUUUUUUGAUAUACAAUGAUGAGACAGAAGCAAGCGUGUGUAAAAAUAAAUGUAUAGAUCCAUAGGAUAUAUUCUGUUGGCACAAAAAAACGGUUGUUGUAAACUAUGACGUUAUAUAUUAUGAGACGAUACUUACACUGUAGGUACAUACUCCGUUGGGAAUUCCUUCAUCGUAUACGUGAUGAGCAUGCAUGUUUUCCCGACCAUGCCAUCGCCGAUGGUCGUAAUUUUAAUCGGCCUGUUUCGAGACACCAUCUUCGUUUCCUCUACAAAAACUCCAUUCUCUCCUAUCCUUCUGCUCUCUGGAUAUUCGAGGAUGCAACUUGCAUUUUUUAAGCUGUGAAAAGAAGGCAACGGACACAUUCAGUCACUGACUUAUGGCAUCACGACUAUCCCUGUCGUUAAACACGCCGUAUCGCAUAUCAAUGAAAUGAGUCGACCGUUUCAUUCCUGUCGCUGUAUUUAGCAUCAACAUCUUACUGCCCAAAGAUCGUCCAAUGUCUGAAUUUUAAAAACAUGAAUUGGAGGAAAGAAUUUAACGCUCUAAUUUCUACAAAGGACACGCGGAUCCUCUGUCACGAUUAAUGAAUUCGCUUGCACGAAGAUAUACAUUUAUUCGCGAGGGUUCGUCGUACAUCGGGGUUAACGAAACUCGCUGCUGACGCUUCUUAUCGAGUAGGAGUCAUUAUCAUCGCCGCCAUCCGGUCCUGUACUCUCCGGCAACAACGAUCUGCCUGAAUAGAAACUGCGAUAAAUUGAUAAUCGUUAUCGCGAUCCAUAUUCAAAUUAAUUCGCCCAAAAUGUGACUUUACAAUAAGAUUGAGCGCGGCGUCUUUGCAAAGUAAAUUACUCACCGUGAAGUCGUCAUACGUGAAGAAAACGUGCGUUAAUCGGUAACACUGAAAACAUCUUGCACUACUUCGGAGAUAUAGUACGGAGUGUAUAGCUUGCACAUACAUACACACACACACUUAUCUAUUCAAAGACCAGAGGGAAAGAAUGGAUGACGCAUGCCGCGCAUACGCACGUCGCAACAGCCGCUCGAGGACUGCCAAAGACUGCAGAAACGCGCACGAUUAAUGUGUGCCCCUGUCGUGGACAGUCGCCGUCAUAGGAAAAAUCAGCUGACAAACGAAAAAAAUGGAGGAAUCCGCAAACAGUAACGAGAUGGAACUUGAGAAUGCCGAAAGCUCAGAUCUGAUUAUUUCUGACAUCAAACAGUUUGCAACGUUAAGAGAUUCGAUUAAAAUGUUCGAUAGACAGGCACAGAGAUUGAACAAGCAUACGUUGAAUUUAGUCGAGAGUAAUCACAACAUUGAAAGGAACGUGGACAAGCUGGAGCAAAACAUGGUCAAACAUGACGCAAAAAUAAUGACGACUGCGAAGCUCCAUGUCGAAAAGAAGCAGGAAUUGAUGGAUUUGCAAAAUGCGAAGGCGAAUAUAUCGCAUAAAGAAUGGGACAAUUGCCUAUCAAAAAUAGGAAAAUACGCAGAUAGUUUUUCCCAGUGGAUAACGGAAUACUCAAGAGAUACCUUGAUGAAGCAUAUCGAAGGUUAUCAGAAAGAGUGCAAAAAAGUUAGUGACGAGCUUACAAUUCUGAAGCGAGAAGUCGAUGAUGCGAUAAGAAAAUACGAUUUGAAUUAUAUUGAAGCUAAUGUGGACGUUGACGACUUGCCGAGUUUUGAUAGCGUAAUUUCUGAUAUCAAGUCGAGCAACAGUAAGUCAAUGCACAAUGUUAGAUCUACAGAAGACACGUUAAACAGGAUACAAGGGAAGCUAAAGCAGAAAAAAAUCAUACUUAACGAAUAUAAGAUGAAGGAAAAGACGAUUCAAUAAAUAAAAAUUGUUAUUCAU